UUGGUUUCAGAAAUAGAACACUCAUUGCAGCGAGCCGCCAUGUUAAUUUUAGUCAGGGAAGCGCGAGUUGCGGCCAGUAUCAUCGGCUGGACUUCGUAAACAAGCAAGAAAAUGUCGCGGGUCUACGAAGAUGUCGACCCGGGCUUCGCGGCGACCUGCAGCGACAUCACCCUUUACUCCAAAACCAAAGGGUUCUUCAAGAACUUUGCUGAUGACAUCGUGUCCAUCGCCGAGAAUGACAACUGGCUGGACAGCUUCGAAAAGGUCGAGGAUGGGAAGAAGGUCGCAGCCGUCAUGGAGAACAAGGAGAUCAUGGAAGCCCUCCAAGAAGUGUUUUCCCGAAUCGAGCCCAUCCAUCGCGGUAAAGACGCGCGAGUGUCGUAUGAGCGCCGUGUAGCUGGCCAGGCCGCUCUGAAGGAAGGGGACUUGAUGAAGGCCCUGUCUCUUGCCAGCCAAGCUGUGCUGCGUGCUCCGAUGACAGGCACCGAAGAAGUCAUUGAUGGAGGAGUAUCAUUGGCGCUAGCACUUUGGCUGCGAUCCGAGGUAUUACUUCAGGCAGACCGGCCACGAGCAGCGUUGGAGGACCUAAAGCUGGCUCUGAAGGAACGACUGCCUGCUAAGAUGCGCGCUCAAUAUUAUUGGCGCAUGGGGCAUUGCUAUCGAGGUGCAGGAGAACCGAGCAGAGCUAAAGUGUCCUAUGAGCUGGCAGGAAGACUUCUAGCAAAUGACGAGACAGCCAAAGCACAAUUGGCUAAGGACAUAGGAGCACUGGACUACACGGCUCAGCCACGUCACCCGCCAGAUAAGCCAAAAAUCUCCGUAGCCGGCGGAGCGAAGCAAAAUAUGCCUGCCCUGUCUAAACUCCUGAAGAUAACAGAAGAACAAAAUAAGGGCCGCUACGCAGUGGCCAGCGCCCCCAUCAAGACCGGGGACGUACUCCUGGUUGACAGCCCUUACGCCGCGUGCCUGCACCCCGACAACUACGGGACACAUUGCUUGCACUGCUUUAAAAGGUUAGAAGACUGCGAGGACGAAGCCCCAGUGUGGUGCCCCAAAUGUUCUGCAGUCGUGUUCUGCAGUACCAACUGUAGAGACACUGCCGUGUCCACGUACCACUCUUAUGAGUGCCAGUUUCUUGAUCUUUUUAUAGGAUCUGGAAUGUCAAUGCUCAGCCAGAUAGCUCUAAGAAUUGUCACCCAAGCUGGACUCGAUGCGACCCUGUCGAUACACUCCAAAUAUUUGACCAACGAAGUGAAAACCGUAGACAGCACAGUCCUAAACGAUAUCGAAGGCGUAGCGAAAAAGUCUAAAAUGAAAAGCAGAAAAGAAAGACUAAAUAGAAGCAAGAAAGGCCUAAAAAUAUUCACAGAAAAGACAAAAGAAGAAGAAACAGAAACGAAGGUCGACGAAAAGAUAAACUAUGAAGAAAAAUUAGAGUUAAAAGCCGCACAAUUUUAUUCUUUAUGUGCACACUCGGAACAAAGGAGGGGAGGGGAUUAUCUUAAAAGAAUUGUCAUGGCGAUGUUUCUCGGGGAAUGUUUGAAGAAAGCAGGUUUCUUUAAAAAAUGCGAACCAGAAAAUCUUGCGAAAGCUGAGACGUCUAUUUGCGAGAUGAUAGUCCGCAACAUGCAAAUCCUUCAGUUCAACGCGCACGAGAUCUACGAAACAAUUAGAGGCGAGCAUUCAUUCAGCGGGUCCAAGCCCGUGUACAACGCUGUAGGGAUUUACCCGACUGGAGCUCUAUUCAAUCACGAGUGCUAUCCCGCUGUUGCCAGAUUUUUCGACGGUGCAAAGAUCGUUCUGCAAGCGAUCCGACCUCUAGCUACAGGCGAAAUGGCCUCCGAAAACUACGGCCACCACUUCAUGAUGAGGAGUUUGAAGGAGAGACAGAGGGCUCUGGCCUGUCGCUACUGGUUCCGAUGCGAGUGCGUCGCGUGCAAGGAGGACUGGCCCACUUUGAAGCAGAUGAACAGUUCGGAAACGCCGAUCUACUUAAGGUGCUUGAAUGCCGACUGCUCAGCGAAGUUCAGAGCAAGUCCUCAAAUGCCUAACAGGUGUAGCAAAUGUUCAACUAAUAUUGAGAGGGAAUUGGUCGAAAUCAACUUGGAGAACAUAAGCAAAUGCAUAAACCAGUAUCAGGAAGGGGCGAAGCUAAUGGAUGCUGAACGUAUUGAAGACGCCAUUACAACGCUGUGCGAAGCCGUCGACCAGUACCACGAAAUUGCUCACCCGCCCCAUCGCGACACGCAUAUCGCUCAAGAAGCUCUCAGAUCUUGCUUCGCGAGCUAUGGAAACGUUCACGUGGUACGGGACAAUAAUUCUAUCGAGGAAAAAGACAAGACUGCGAAAUGACUUCGUGUCUGCGUUUUUGUAUUUAUGCGGUUUCAAUGUAUGUGUAAAUUGUGUUUGCAAAAUUGCGUGAGAAUUUUAAUAGACACUCUUUUGGCACCCUGACUCUGAAUUUGGGAAUAAAAUUACAUGGUGAUGAUUGCGGAAUGAGAUAAACACACUCCUUGAUAUUUUUUGUCACACAGCUUGUCGAUUUAUCCUAAAGUUUUUAAUUUAAAUUAAAAAAAAAUAUACGUUGCAUACAUUGAAUUUUGCUGUAUGUAGUUUUAGCGUUCUUUUGUUAUUAUGUCAGUCAAUGUUAUGUUGUUAUGACUUUGUUAAAAUAAUGUGAUGUGGUUGAAAUAAAAAACAGUUUUCAAUGCUAUUUUAAG
Messenger RNA from Ostrinia furnacalis (Asian corn borer), 2720 nucleotides. RefSeq names its product SET and MYND domain containing, class 4, member 2 (gene Smyd4-2). The record is from RefSeq and is a predicted model, not a curated record. The transcript is spliced from 13 exons. Lineage: Eukaryota; Metazoa; Arthropoda; Insecta; Lepidoptera; Crambidae. Gene Ontology annotation, biological process: compound eye photoreceptor development. Gene Ontology annotation, cellular component: cytoplasm; nucleus. Gene Ontology annotation, molecular function: histone deacetylase binding. Bases 112 to 2352 code for a protein of 746 amino acids.